GAAUGCCUUUCGACUCUGGUAAGGUGUAGCCGUACUUUUUCCGAAUGUCGGAACAGUAAACCUAAUAGAUGCUGCACUCGAGAGCCCUUUGGAGAUAGCAAUGUUUAGAAUACCACAUUUUGAAGACAACAUAGUCUUCCAAAAUAUCACAAGGUUCACUGUGAUUGGCAGUAUUUUGUGUGAUGAGGGCGUGGAGACCCUAGCUAAUCUAACACAUCUGAAAAAUCUCUCUAUUGUCAGAAACUCAAAAGUUACAGGCAAACAUAUCGCCGAGCUCAGCAGCAUCGAGGAGCUCCAAUUGAGUUACUGUAAGAAUUUGAUCCACUACUACUUAGCAGACAUACUGAGCUCAUUAUCACUACGCUCGCUUGACUUGCGUCACAGUACAUUCAGUGAUGUAUCCAUGCACUUCACGAAUCUCAUGUGGUUGAGUUGUGAAACGCUCGUUACACUCAAAAUCGACUGGAAGCUAGAGCAUACCAUUACGGCAUUACAAACGCUGCAAGCAUUAAAGGAUAUUGAAGUGCGAAAUUUCAAUACAAAUGCCUGUGCGAUUUGUAUGCGUGACGAACUAUUAAGGGUGCAAGAUCAGAACUUACAAAUUCACCCGCCAGGCUACGCAUGCGCCGAUGAACUCCAAGUUCGUUUAAGACCACGCUUCUUUCGCACGCUCAUCGCGCGUACUAACAUCACAAAGCUGACAGUCGAAGCUGAAAUUUUGUGCAGAAAUCUCAAUUACUUGCACCACCUGCGACACCUAACGCACCUCAGCAUUAUUGCGAAGAAAGCCGGAUGGUUUUUGCAUACCAACGAAUUUCUCACAAGCCGUUGGACAGCUUGUGAACUUGGAGUAUUUGUAGUUAGCGAGGUUUUUCUACUGCUUUGAUGACGUCAUAUACAUCGUGGGUAGAUGCAGAAGACUAAAUGAAGUUCGGUUGAAGCAGUGUGUUGGGUUCUCGGAUGUGGUGCCCUAUGACCUAGUCGAAGUAGUGAAGCACAAACGCACUAAGGAUCAGCUGCCAUUCAGAUUAUAUAUGCUUAACCUGAUGGUGGACUCCAGCGAAGCGUGUAGUGAGAGCUCUAGCGACAGCAAUCAGGAAGUAAGUAGUUGUGUUAUUCUUUAAAAUAUAUUUACUAAUGAACAUAAUUUACUAUAUAAACAGGUUAACCGGUUUGAAGAUAUUGCAGAUUAUAUAAAAGUGAUUUUUCUUUAGAAGCGAAGCAACAAAUACCUUCGAAAUGCAGGAUCAUCUAUAUAGACAAACCAGUUUUUCUGUACUCAAUAUUGAUUAGCUCCCUUAUGGGUUGAUUAGUCUAUGAACACAUUUAAUGGAACUUCAAGGGCCUAUCUUCAUAAGAUUUUUCAUUUCAUAAUCUUCAAAGAUUUCUCCAACCGCCGGUUUCUUGUUGCCCUGGUCAUGUAACCACAUAUAGUAAAGUUACUUUCUUUGAUUUUUCGUACCAUGCACCUGUCUAUAUCGUCGUACAGACAGUGCAUGGGUUUACCUGUGUCGAUCAUGUUUUCGGGUGACAGCAAUCGCGUUUACGAUUUCGUUGCCCUCGAUGCCUGACGCCCAGUAGAAAUGUAUCCACAUAUUCCUGGCGGCACUCUGGUGCUCAAAACACUUUUGGCCCAUAUUCGAAACGACGCUAUUGCCUUGAUUGCUGUCUGCUAGUUGAAGAUAUGGUGUUCGUUAAUAUCACUAAAAUGUGAACUAUAAUUUAGAGCCUUUGGAACUCUAUGUCAUCUGGUAAAAAAUAUUGACAUUGGUAUUAACACUAUUUAAACUUCCAUUUUGGAAACCGAGAAAGACAUUCGUGAUUUAUAGCCAGAAAUGGUAACCAAGCUGUGAAAAAAUAAAAACCCUGAACUGUUAAUUCCCCCUAUCAAUUCCUUCGACGAAUCCGUUGUAAGAAAUCAACUAUCUACUCACAUUACUAACCUCUCGAUUAUCUUUAAAGCUGUUGAGAGCACACUUUUCAACCAAUCUCUAGAAUAAACCAUAUUUUAUCCAAUUUAUUAAAUUAUGAAUUUUCCUAAUGUACUUGCCACCUAUAAUUCAUGACAGUCAAAUACACAUCCAGUCAUAUUGGGUUAUCUUAUUACUUCGCCGUCUGCCUUCAGAAGCCUACGCGACGAAAGCACAUUUUCCACUUGAAGGCGUUAACAACAGCAGCAACACAAUAAAAUACAUAAAUAAAUCUUCAAAAGAUGCGUGCCAUACAAGAGACCUUUCAAUUUACCCCAUCAAUAAAUGGGUUAACAGAAAGAAAAAAGCCUACAACAACACAAAUAGGAAGAAAGACCACAAAAUGAAUGACAAAACAAUGAUUUUCAUCUUUUUUGCCACACAUAUGGAAAUGAUAUGCCAGAAAUUUGUGUAACUCACACAUAAUAGUAUAUUUAGCUUACA
Molecule: messenger RNA, 2414 nt
Organism: Zeugodacus cucurbitae (melon fly)
Lineage: Eukaryota; Metazoa; Arthropoda; Insecta; Diptera; Tephritidae
Exons: 3
Coding region: 101-886 (261 amino acids)
Source: RefSeq, a predicted model, not a curated record